AGUUAUUCGGGUUCGAUUGAGCCCAAAUGACUCCACAUAAGUUUGUGGAGCUCCAUCUCCAUCCCGCGCUUCUCCGGCGAUGGCGCCGAAACGUCGCCGUUCAAAGAAUGGUGGAAAGCUUUCCAAUCGAAGAGGUUUGCAGCCUCCAAAGAAAGAACAUGAAGAACCUGGAGACGACGAAGGUGUAAGCGCGGCGGUUGAGAAGUACUGGUUUCAAAGGUUCAAUCUCUUCUCCAAGUACGACGAGGGCAUAAGGAUGGAUGAAGAGGGGUGGUUUUCCGUCACGCCGGAGAAAAUCGCCGCCAGGCAAGCCCACCGAUGCUGCGGCGCUGUUGUCAUAGAUGCUUUCACGGGCGUGGGUGGAAAUGCCAUUCAACUUGCCGCAAAGUAUAGUCAUGUAAUUGCUAUUGACAUUGACCCUAGAAAGAUUGAAAUGGCUCAAAACAAUGCAAGGGUAUAUGGAGUGGAGGAAUACAUAGAUUUUCUUACAGGGGAUUUUUUCCAAUUGGCACCAUUUCUCAAGGGAGAUGUGGUAUUUCUUUCUCCUCCAUGGGGUGGCCCAGCAUAUAAGUUGAGAGACACCUAUACCCUAGACCUCCUGAAACCAAAAGAUGGUUAUUCGCUAUUUCAGGUUGCACACAACAUUACACCGAAUAUUAUUAUGUACUUGCCUCGUAACAUGGACUUGAUUCAAGUGGAACAGCUUGCUUGGUUAUCUUCCCCCCCUCUACAAAACCAGCAACGCUGGUCUCCACAGUUGCACCUCAUACGGUGUCGUCGACUUCAUUGUUGGUCUCCAUGCCGACUUCAUCCCUAUCGCUACAGACCUCCAACGACGCUGGGCACUUUCUGAAGCAGCCGUUAGAGAGCUCGCCCAUCUCCGCUUCAUUCACGCUGGGUUUCGUUUCAUGGAUCCCAUCCGUGUUCACGUUGACUCCUUAUGCUCCAACGCUGAACACCAUGUCCUUCCUCUUCCCUUUCACUCAUCUGUAUGGAAUCCAUGGAAAAUUAUUAAAUGCUAAGAUUAUUUUUUUAAGUGAUUGAGGGGAUGAGUUGAAGCAAGUAUGGUGUGGCGGAACGCUAACAUCGUCAUCUCCUUGAAUUAACUCAUACUAUGCUUAUUGAAGCAAGUAUGCCAACUACUUUCUGGGUUGAUGCACUUUUUAUAGCUACUAACAUUAUUAAUCGU
Messenger RNA from Cuscuta epithymum, 1189 nucleotides. NCBI's taxonomy places the organism in Eukaryota, Viridiplantae, Streptophyta, Magnoliopsida, Solanales, Convolvulaceae. The record is from the annotation of a GenBank genome assembly.